AUGAUCUCCAGAAACCGCACCUUGAUAGAAGGCUUCAGACUUAUAGGAGUCUCUGAUGUUCCUGAACUACAAGUUGUCAUCUCUCUUCUGAUUCUUCUCAUCUAUCUCAUCUCUCUUGUUGGAAAUCUCACUCUUCUUCUACUGGUCGGCCUUGAUGUCCACCUACACACCCCCAUGUACUUUUUCCUGUCCAACUUGUCUGUCAUAGACAUUUCCAGCUCCACUACAGCAUUACAUAAAAUUUUUGCUAUCGCCUUGACACAGAACAACAUGGUUUCCACCUCGGCUUGUUUGACUCAGUUGUAUAUUUUUGGUACAUUAACCAUUAAUGAGAUUUCAAUUUUGGCCACCAUGAGUUUUGAUCGGUAUGUAGCCAUCUGUAGACCUUUACAUUAUCACACGGUCAUGAGUCGGAGACUUUGUGUUCUGCUGGCCGUACUCAGUUGGCCUUUUGCAUUCUUGGAGCUUCUUCCAACCAUUGUCCUUGUUUCAAGGUUCACUUGUUACAUUUCCAAGGAAAUCGAUCAUUAUUUUUGUGACCUUUUGCCCCUCAGAGACAUUACGUGUAGUGACACUUCACUUUUGGAUCUAUACAUUGAGAUUUUUGGCAACAUUUUUGUAUUUACUCUUCUUUUCCUUACUAUAAUUCCCUAUGUUUUUAUCAUUUUGAGUAUUUUGAGAAUAAGCUCCAGUGUUGGCAGACAUAAAACCUUCUACACGUGUUCCUCACAUAUUAUGGUGGUUAUGCUCUUCUAUUCUUCUCUCAUAUUACAAUACAUAGUAGCAAUUUUGGGAAAAAACAUAGGUUCCAACAAAAUGUUAUCCCUGUUUAACACGGCUAUUGUCCCCAUGAUGAACCCCCUGAUCUACAGCCUGAAAAAUAAAGAUGUUAAAUCGGCCUUACAACGAAAACUAAAAUGGUGA
Messenger RNA from Hyla sarda, 924 nucleotides. Its product is annotated as olfactory receptor 6C4-like. NCBI's taxonomy places the organism in Eukaryota, Metazoa, Chordata, Amphibia, Anura, Hylidae. The transcript has a single exon. Gene Ontology annotation, molecular function: olfactory receptor activity; odorant binding; G protein-coupled receptor activity. Gene Ontology annotation, biological process: G protein-coupled receptor signaling pathway; sensory perception of smell. Bases 1 to 924 code for a protein of 307 amino acids. Gene Ontology annotation, cellular component: membrane. The record is from RefSeq and is a predicted model, not a curated record.